This is a messenger RNA of Macrosteles quadrilineatus (aster leafhopper), 2816 nucleotides long. It is a transcript of the gene sty, whose product is annotated as protein sprouty homolog 3. The record is from RefSeq and is a predicted model, not a curated record. Bases 888 to 1613 code for a protein of 241 amino acids. The transcript is spliced from 2 exons. Gene Ontology annotation, cellular component: cytosol; membrane. Lineage: Eukaryota; Metazoa; Arthropoda; Insecta; Hemiptera; Cicadellidae. Gene Ontology annotation, biological process: negative regulation of MAP kinase activity; multicellular organism development; negative regulation of fibroblast growth factor receptor signaling pathway.
UGCGCCAAACACUCCCAGUCGAGACCUGCUCCUCGCCGCAGCGAAAAUAACUUAACUGUUUAUUCUCGUGUCUUUUGAACUGUAGUUAGUGUUUUUUACCUCCAAAAUCACCGCAAUACAUGAAGAAGUCUACCAGUGUUGAUAUAGUGAUAUACAAGACAGGUGUUUCAGUGUUUUCGUUGGUGAAUAUCGUGUUGUGGCAGUCCUGAGGAGAGGCCAUGCUUUUGAACAGAUCUGUAAGUUGAAAACGUUCUGGCGACUCGCUCGUCCUUCUCAAAACUCCUACACUAAAAACAUGGCCGCGUUAUCUAGCGGGUUUCUUUUAUAAAUCUGUGCAAUUAGUAAGUAGCGAGUUGAUAACUCGAUUGUUAAAAGUUUUAUAGGUUAUGUCCAAUUCCCUGUGGUGUAACCUUGUCAGACUGCAGUGGGGGUUGAAUGAAUGAACUUAUUGCAACAGUCUUUCUUUCAUUAGCUAUCCAUUCUGUCAAAGUUAACUGUACAUUAUGUAAGUGUGCCGUUCUGACCGUAGGAAAAACUCGGAAAUGUAACAUUUUACAUUACAAAAUAAUGAAAACGAAAUCCUGUUAAUUCUGUGCGGUUGUCAAGAAUAUCUUGGUCUAGUGCCACAGUUUAUUUUUGAAUUGAGUGAGAGAAAACGCCAGUAGAAACUUCAGACAACCUUCUUGAAAUAAGCAUUAAACUGUGUUUUAUACCGUACAUUAUAUUCUACGGUAAACGUGUUUUGAGUGAAGUGAAGUGUGUGGUUGGAGCACUACUUAACUAAACUUGGAUUUGUCAUCUGAAUUUAUUGGCUGCUGCUUACAAUGAAGGAAGCAGCGUGGUGCAGGGUGGCAGAAGCCAGCAGUUGAAGCGCCGGCGAUCGUCUGAUGGCAGAUCGCGAUGGCACACGAGGCGGACUGGUCUCGGUGCACAACACGGGGCGCCCCAGUCCGCCGGACACUCCCCCAGGCCCCGUCACUCUCCUGCAGCCCCGACCCGACCAGCAGAGGGCGGUCAACGAGUACGUGGAGACGCCACUGCGUCCCACAAGGACUAGUAGUGCUAGUAGUGUGCCGCGAGUGAAACGGGACCGAGGAGUGGUGACGGAACAACCGGGACAGACGUUCAAGAAGGACUCGGCGGGGACCGCGGCGACGACGACGACGCCUCCCCCCAACAGUGACUGUAGCAUUAUAUGCCGCGAGUGUGGACGAUGUAGGUGCGAGAGUUGUAGAGAGCCGAGGCCGAUGCCGAGUCUGUGGCUUUGUCACGACUUCUGUCUGUGUUCUACAGAGACGUGUGUGGACUACGGGUCGUGUCUGUGUUGUGUCAAGGGUCUCAUGUACCAUUGCGCCAGCAAGGACGGUGACGACGAUACCUGCGCUGACGACCCUUGCUCCUGCGGUCCUCACCGUCGCCUGGGUCGAUGGACCUGCCUGGGCCUCACCUCCCUCGUACUACCCUGUCUCUGCUGCUACUGGCCGCUGCGAGGAGUCGCCGGGGUGGUGGAGUCCCUCUACUCUCGCUGUACCUCCAGGGGUUGUCGCUGCGACUCUCGGCAUUCCUCCUUCACUCCGGAGAAGAGGUUACUCGACUCGAGCCCCGAACUCUAGACACUCACGUGUGCGCGUUUCACCUUUCUAAUAUGCAUUUAAACCUAUCGACUUAUUUAUUUAUUUGUAAGAUAUAUCACUUUUUGUAAUUUAACAGUCAAAUUUUAGAAAACGUUUUACUGUGCAAUCUCGCAACGAGACUAAAAACAAUUUUACUAAAGGUGAAAAGCGCAUCGCGAUUUCUUUCUCUUUAGACUGUCUUUUAAUCCGUUAUAAAUGUAAAUCCCAGGGCUUGUUGCGAUUGUGAUAAAUUGUAUAUUAUUUCUCGUAACAAACUGUCACGCGUCCGCGUCGGGUGUCACUUAAACCGUUUACCUCAUGUAUUCGCUUAGUAAAUUGUAAUUAUUAUAAAUAUUAGUUUAGGGGCUGAAGCAUUCCAAAGACGUUACUUUAAGGUGCCUCCUGUACGGGGCUGUUGUUUGUUAUACUUAAAUGAAAAGGGACGGAUUAAGAUUUCUCGGUACGACUUUAAUCCACAACAAACCAAAUUUAAUUAAUGUAUUUCCUAGGAUUAGGUCGCGACGAUGGUUUCUCCGCCGUUUGUUAUCAACUAAAAGUUAUUUUAUUAAUAAUAUUAAUUAAUUUUAUAUGUAAAUAAUAGUAUAGCCUCUUCCUCUUACCGCUGUACGAACCACUUUGUUUUCAAAAUCAAAAUAUCUCUUCUCCGCGACUGUUGCUAUUUUAUUUAUUCUCGUGGACGUACACAAAUAGAACACCAUCUACCGUAGCUCUAGCUUCUAUCCUCUAUCUUCUGUCGUCUCUCUUGUCUAAGUCAAAUUGUCAAUUGUCAGUUCUGCUCAACUCCGGUUUGUUGAUUGACGCCAUCAAAUGGCUGAUAUGGGAGGAUCAGUAUUCAUCUAGUCUAACUUAUUAUAUUAAUAAUACUCCGGUUACGCCCGGAGUAUCGACUUUAAUAUGAUUGUUAUUAUUUUGUACGAUAACUAUUUUAUGUGAAUAGCAAUCAAAAAUGUAUAUUGUACACGGACCCAUAUUAUAUUUAGUAACUAAUCAGAUGAGCCGCAGUAAAGCGCCACCAGGCGGCGUAGCAGCAGCUUUGUUUAUUUGUAUUUGUAAAUAUUUCUAUAUCGUUUAGUUAACAAAUAUAUCGCAGUAACAGAACCAAUCGUUGUUUUUAUUUAUCUUAUUAAAACUGCUUAAAUUGUAAAUUUUAUGUAAAUAAAAAUGUGUCCAAUGCCAAACUUU